UUCCCCUGCGCAGCAGCUCGGUGUCAGUGUUGAUUCGAGGCUUCGUGGCUGACAUGGGCUGCGAGCUGCUCUACAGGAACGAGGAGCCGGGGCCCGUGGAGGCCGUGUUCAAGUUCCCCGUGGAUGCCGAGGCAGCUGUCUACGCCUUCCAGGCCCGUCUGGGGGGGGCCUGCAUCCAGGCCCAGCUCCACGAGAAGAAACAGGCGCAGGAGCUGUAUGGGGACGCGCUGGCCGGGGGGCAGAGCUCGUUCCUGCUGCAGCAGGAGGGGGCCGGGGGCGAUGUGUUCAGCUGCUCCCUGGGGAAUCUGCCCCCCGGGGAGGAGGCGGUGCUGACCCUGCGCUAUGUCUGCGAGCUGCCGCUGGAGCCUGACGGGGCCGCCCGCUACGUGCUGCCGACCGUGCUGCGCCCCCGCUACACGCCCCCGAACCCGGACUACACACCCCAUGGGUGGGACGGGGAGGACGUCACCCAGGGGGUCCCGCGGGUCCCCCAGGGGAAGCUGCCCUACACCCUGAGCCUGAGCGCCACGCUGCAGUCGCCCCACGGCAUCGACCGCGUGCUCUCCAACUGCCCCCUCACCCCCCUGAGCUAUACGGCCGGGAACCGAACCACUGCCCAGGUGUCGCUGGCCCAGGCCCCCCCGUGGGACCGGGACGUGGAGCUGCUCGUCUAUUAUGUGGAGCCACACAAACCCAGCGCGGUGCUGGAGGCCGGGCUGCCUGGAGCCAAGCCAGGUGGUGGAGGGGAUCCUGCACCCAGCUACCUCUGG
This is a messenger RNA of Terrapene triunguis (Three-toed box turtle), 770 nucleotides long. RefSeq names its product von Willebrand factor A domain-containing protein 5A-like. The record is from RefSeq and is a predicted model, not a curated record. NCBI's taxonomy places the organism in Eukaryota, Metazoa, Chordata, Testudines, Emydidae. The annotation marks the transcript as partial. The transcript has 5 exons.